AUUUCCCGCCAGCUGUUAUAUCAGGUUAGGUGCAGUUAGCGCCCACGUGGACUCUGGAGCGCAGCAGCGCCUGCCGGAGUCACCGUCUCGCCUUCAGUUGCCUGCCUGCCGCUCCGCGAGCUGUCGAGGACCUCGGCCGCGCCAAACAGAGUCCUGCAGGUGAUGUCCUCGCCGGGCUUCGCCAUCCGGACGCUGACAGAGGGGGACGGCCCGCAGCUGGUGUCCUUCCUGAGGCGCUUCUUCCUGAGGGACGAGCCGCUCAACGCCGCGGUUGGCAUCAUGGCCGACGGUCAGGACUCCUCUCCAGAGCAGGAGAGCUUCUGUCUGGAGGCGCUGCCUGAAGGACUGUCGCUGCAGGCAGUGGACACGGAGAGCGGGAGUUUGUUGGGAGUCAGCCUCAGUCGUCUGCACCAGCCGGGGGUCGAAGCGGAGGCCGUGAAGAGCGCCGAAGCGUGUCCGGAUCCUGCCUUCCGCAAGAUUCUCAGGCUCAUCGCGUUUGUCGACCUCCAGGUCUCGGAGAAGCUGCGCAGCCUGUUCCCCGAGGCGGACCUACGGCAGGUUGAGGUCCAGGUCGUAUCUGUGGAUGCAGCGACCAGGGGCCGAGGAGUCGCCAAGGCUCUCAUAGACCACACGAGGAAGCUGGCCAAGGACAGAGGAAUCCCGCUGGUGCGAAUCGACUGCUCCAGCGUCUUCUCCGCCAGGGCGGUGGAGAGGCUGGGCUUCGAGAAGGUUUUCUCCCUCAAGUACGACUCUUACAGACCGGACGGGAAGGUCGUCUUCACGCCGUCUGAACAAGCUGGGGACGAGUACCGCACAUACAUCCAGAGAGUCAUCUGACCAGGUUCUGUACGGUGCGAGUAAUCGCAGUGCCAGCAUGAUAGUAACAGAAAUGGAUGAGAAACUGACGAACUGCAAAUUGACCCAGAGACGUGCUGUCACGUUAUUUAUAGUGCCUGAAAAAAACGUAGUGAAAGAGACAUUUAGUGAAAGAGGCAUUUACUGUCAACAUUGUCUUGUGGCUGACAAUGUAUGGUUUAAAGUUUUAACAUGCUGUAACAUGUGUUCUGGGGUUCGAUUCCCGGCGGGGUCAGGGAUUUUCUCUGCCUCGUGAUGACUGGGUGUUGUGUGAUGUCCUUAGGUUAGUUAGGUUUAAAUAGUUCUAAGUUCUAGGGGACUGACGACCUUAGAAGUUAAGUCCCAUAGUGCUCAGAGCCAUUUGAACCAUUUUGUAACAUGUAUUUCCCUACAUUCGCUGAUUCUCUGUACGCAGGGAGAGGCACAACUUCAGUGACAAAAUAUCAUUAGCUGUUCAGACACAUCUGUUCAGUAUUUUUCUAUAAGGAACUCGUGUACUCCGGUGCCGUUAUAGAGUAACUGCAAACCGAUUGAUUUGUAUCUGUGUUGUAUAUUAAAUAUUUGCACAGCAGUGCAAAUUGUCGACCAGUUGCUCUGUGUGUCUUGCUCGGAACAAAACUUGUUCUGUUCUAUAUCUACAGCGACAUAUACACCAACAUCUAUACUCCGCUGCUGAUAAUGGUGUUAAGGAGACUGAACUUCUAAGGUCAUCAGCCUCCUAAUGGCCCCCUCUCACUUGUGGGAAGUUGCUCAACAGGGGGUUCAUCAACGCCCGAAAAUGACAGCUGAACCAACCACCCUGAAACGCACUAAAAUUGUAAAACUAAUACGCUUUUACUUCAUAGUUUGGAAACUUUGUGUGUACCAAAAUCUCUUGCUAGCAAUGUGAAACCAAGUACUUUUAACUUCCAAUUACAGUAUUUGAUCUAGAACCGUAGUUACCCAACCUUCCAAUACGAACAUGUUUAUGAAAAUUACUUUUAAGUGUGUGAUUGUAAUUAAUCUGAAACGAAUCCGACAGUCUGUAUAAGAAAUCAAAAAUAAAGAAUUGUUACCAAUAAUA
Schistocerca gregaria is the source of this 1918-nucleotide messenger RNA. RefSeq names its product arylalkylamine N-acetyltransferase 1-like. Lineage: Eukaryota; Metazoa; Arthropoda; Insecta; Orthoptera; Acrididae. The record is from RefSeq and is a predicted model, not a curated record. The transcript has 5 exons. Bases 163 to 837 code for a protein of 224 amino acids. Gene Ontology annotation, molecular function: N-acetyltransferase activity.